AAGCUAGCUGGCAACUCUGUUAGUCGGUCGUUAUGGUGUUUUCGUAUAAAUCAGAUUUAGUUCUCAAAGUAAAUAUUGUUAUAAUUAUUGUGCUGUUCGUAACAUCCCAAGUUUCUGGGAAUCAAAAUUCAUCAAUCGCAAUGACUCAAUUAUUUGCGUGCAGUUUCGAAGUCUUUGGACAAGUACAAGGCGUUUUCUUUCGGAAGUACACAGAAAAGCAGGCGAAUGAACUGGGAGUCCGCGGUUGGUGCAUGAACACCCCGAACGGCACAGUAAGGGGCGAAUUGGAAGCUCCUCUAGCACCGCUUAAUGAAAUGAAGGAUUGGCUCCAGAACAAAGGUAGCCCCAAUUCGAAGAUUGAAAACGCCGUAUUUUCGCCAACCAAGAAGAUUGAGAACUAUAGCUUCAACAAGUUCACAGUAAUACGUUAACCAGAUGUGGUGUUCUAUCUGCGAAGCGGUCCUAUUUAUAUUUGAGGCUCCAUCAGUUGAUCUAUUGGUGUAUAAUACUCAGAGGCCCCCUUAAAAUGUGUAGAAAUCUAGAAGGGCUGAUUAAUGAUAAUUAAGCGAUGCUUGUUGUUAAAAUUAAAAGUCAAGAAUCAAUAUAAUAUUAUUAAUAUUUAUUCACAUUGUAAGAACCAUUAAAAUCCAUCCCAGUAAAAACAAUAACAAACAUAUUGCUUAUUUGCGAGCAGAGUUGCAUUUUAUGUAGUAGCAUUUGGUCACGGUUAGGGGUUGCCAUUUGUGACUGAGUAACGAUUUAAAGUAACCAUUUGUCAAGACAUCUCACUUACACGCAUUGCAACACUGAUGCGGAAUUGCCCAUGUAGCGCCAUAAGUAAGAACGAGACAGCCGUAUGAUCAGCAUGCGUACUUUGGUCUGGCAGCACAGAAACGAGUACAGCUCCGAAUACACGUCGUUUUGCCAAAAGCGUAGCAGGGAGCAAAUGAAAAAAAUAUAUAAAUGAGGAAAAAAUUUAGUGAAAUAUUACCGACAAAUAAACCAAGCGCGAGCAACGCCGCUUUAGUAAAAAUC
Drosophila arizonae is the source of this 1035-nucleotide messenger RNA. RefSeq names its product Acylphosphatase 2 (gene Acyp2). The record is from RefSeq and is a predicted model, not a curated record. NCBI's taxonomy places the organism in Eukaryota, Metazoa, Arthropoda, Insecta, Diptera, Drosophilidae. Gene Ontology annotation, molecular function: acylphosphatase activity.